This is a messenger RNA of Dovyalis caffra, 357 nucleotides long. The record is from the annotation of a GenBank genome assembly. Lineage: Eukaryota; Viridiplantae; Streptophyta; Magnoliopsida; Malpighiales; Salicaceae.
AUGAAGGAAAAGAAAGACAGUUUGUUGGGAAUGGAAAGGACAAACUAUACAAGCAUGAACAGUAGCAGUGGAACAACAACAGGGAUAAGAUCACCACAAAUUGAGGUUCGUGAAAUGGGUUCCACUUUAGAGGUUGUUUUGAUAACUGGUUUGGAUAGUCAGUUCAUUUUCAAUGAGACCAUCCGUGUGCUUCAUGAAGAAGGAGCUGAGAUUAUUAAUGCCAGUUUUUCUGUCGUGGAAGAUACUGUAUUCCAUACAAUACAUUCUCAGGUUGGAGAUUCUGCCCACUGUAAUGAAGCCGCAAGGAUAUCCCAGAGGCUAAAGAAGUUUGUCCAAGACAUUGAUAAUGCGUUUUAA